Galdieria sulphuraria is the source of this 1506-nucleotide messenger RNA. Its product is annotated as gamma-glutamyl-gamma-aminobutyrate hydrolase, putative. The transcript is spliced from 5 exons. Gene Ontology annotation, cellular component: cytosol. Bases 65 to 1417 code for a protein of 450 amino acids. Gene Ontology annotation, molecular function: hydrolase activity, acting on carbon-nitrogen (but not peptide) bonds, in linear amides. The record is from RefSeq and is a predicted model, not a curated record. Lineage: Eukaryota; Rhodophyta; Bangiophyceae; Galdieriales; Galdieriaceae.
UGGUUUUGGUGAUCGUUUUGUUGUGACGACAGUGAACACGAGUUGAAUAUUUCUUCUUCUCCAUAUGGAAGAGAAACGUUUAGAGUCCAGUUUGGAAGUACUCUCUUCUCAACUUCCACGAGUAGCUAUUGUAAGUUUGUCCCAUGGUUCAUGUUGGGAAGAGUAUUCCAAUCUUCUCUCGGUUAGUAGGAGGCAUAUCCGAAAGAAUAAGUUUGUUGACUUUGUUGGAGAAUAUCACUUGGAUUUAAUUGUGAAGAACGGUGCUGUUCCACUCAUAGUUCCCCGCGUACAGAGAGUCCACGAAAUGUUGGAAUCUUUUGAGCCUAUUCACGGAGUCCUAUUAUGUGAAGGAGAAGAUAUCGACCCCUCCUUGUAUCAGGCUGAUUUUAGUAACUUGGAUCCAGAGUUGAUCGAAAAAAUAAAGCAGAAGCAUAGCGGUGACGCAAAAGUUGAUAAAGAAAAAGAUUCGAUAGAGUUUGCACUAUGCAGAAGGUGCAUUGCGAAAGGAAUCCCUUUUUUAGGCAUAUGUAGAGGUUGUCAAAUCAUGAAUGUUGCACUAGGAGGCACAUUAUAUUUCGAUGUUGAACUCCAACUAAGGAGUUGUAUCAAACAUAUUGAUUAUGAUAAUUACGAUGGACAUCGUCAUCCUGUCACCAUUGUGCCUGAUACUCCACUUCAAAGUUGGUUUGAACAAGAAGAAAUUAUGGUGAAUUCUUAUCAUCAUCAAGGAAUCAAGGAUUUGGGAAGAUUGUUAUCUCCUAUGGCAACUGCUCCUGAUGGUUUGAUAGAAGGUUAUUAUUGUCCCUCUACUUAUGACCCCAAGAAUGGCAAUUUUCUAAUAGGACUACAGUUUCAUCCAGAGAGAAUGCAAGAGUCACACGUUUCCGACUCAUCUCCCAGAAAGGAAGCUCGAUAUGAUUAUCCAGGAUGUCCCAAAGUAUAUGAAACAUUUAUAGCUGCUGUACAAGCUUAUGCUACGAAGCAGAGAGGUGACGCAACUUCCACCACAAAGACAGUUACGAAUACCGUAAAAGAUGAGUAUCGCAUGGUUGUCGAAUCAUUCAAUGAAGCAGCACGAGUAUAUCAUGACAAAUUGGCAUUGGAUGAACAAACCAUGAAGAAAUUCCAACUUGGUAUGAAGUUUUUGGAAACGCCAUUACCCCUAAGUGUCGAUGACUUGAAUCGGCUGUCUCGUAUUGGAGCUACCGUAAGAGGAGGAAAUUUAUAUUAUAAUAGCGGAAAAAGCAAACCAUUGGAAAAUGUCAGAGAGGAAGUUCCAACCAACAUCGUACAUUCUCUACAGCAAGUUUCAAAAGUUCUUCCUUCUUUGAGCCAAAUGGAAAUUGAAAAACUAGCUGCUUCACUUGAGCAAGCGUUAGCAACUGUUGUGGAAUACCGAAAUCAUCAUUUUAUGUAAAACACGUUUGGAUAUUUCGUUCUACUUUUAUGGGGCUUCUCUGUAUAGUGUCUUAAAUACCUUGGAUAUAUAAAGGAUCGGAAGACAUU